Quercus robur (English oak) is the source of this 1551-nucleotide messenger RNA. RefSeq names its product organic cation/carnitine transporter 2-like. Gene Ontology annotation, cellular component: membrane. The record is from RefSeq and is a predicted model, not a curated record. NCBI's taxonomy places the organism in Eukaryota, Viridiplantae, Streptophyta, Magnoliopsida, Fagales, Fagaceae. Gene Ontology annotation, biological process: transmembrane transport. Gene Ontology annotation, molecular function: transmembrane transporter activity. The transcript has a single exon. The coding region runs from base 1 to 1551 and encodes 516 amino acids.
AUGGCCUUACCAAAUAUAAGCGAAAACCUCAAAGAGACUCACUCAGCCGAGCAAAAGACUCCGGAAACCCAACAAGUCCUUCCUUCAUUGUCUCUAGAUGAAACCAUUGAACAAAUUAUAGGAGGUUUUGGGUGGUCUCAGUUCUUGCAAGCCCUUCUUGUAUCAGUCCCAACGCUCAUUGAUGCACAACAAACAAUUAUCAGCAUCUUUGCUGAUGCUCAUCCAAAAUGGCACUGCAACUUGAACACAACAUGCAGCCCAAAGUCCAAUAUUUGCCAACUCCCAAAAAGUGCUUGGUCUUGGGUUGAUUCUUCUCACAAGACAAUCAUAUCAGAGUGGGGUCUCGAAUGUGCAAGUUCAUUCAUCAUAGGCCUUCCUGCUUCAUCCUUCUUCUUUGGAUGCCUAAUUGGUGGAUUCACUCUUGCUAUAUUUGGUGACUUCUGGCUUGGUAGGAAGAAAUUGCUUUACCUCUCAUGUCUAAUAAUGUGCUUAGCCUCGCUUCUCACAGCCUUCUCGGUGAACAUAUGGAUGUACUCAGCCUUGAGACUUAUAAGCGGCUUUGGUCGCGCACCAAUUAUAUCAUGCUCUCUUAUUUUGUUAACAGAGAGAGUGGGAAAAAGGUGGCGUGGCCAAAUAGGUUCGAUCGGAUUUUUCUCUUAUACAGUUGGGUUAAUGUCCUUAUCAGCUAUAGCAUAUCUGAAUAGAGGUUCAUCAUGGAGAAAACUCUAUCUCUACACUUCUAUUCCGUCAAUAUCUUUCUGUAUCAUGACUUACUUCUUUGUCUAUGAGUCUCCUAGGUGGCUUUUCAUGCAAGGGCGUGACAAAGAAGCUGUUGAUGUAUUGAGAGGAAUUGCAUCUAUACCAGUCAAGAGUUUAGACUUAUACACAUCCAACAUUCCCCUCAGGAAGGAAAUAUCAAAGGUUAAUAAUCCUUACAAAGUGAUGAAAAACUUAUGCAAGAGGGGAUGGGCUUUAAAACGGAUAUUGGCAAGUAUGGCACUUGGGUUAGGCAUUGGAGUGGCAUUCUUUGGCAUGUUAUUCGGGGUAGGAAAUUUGGGUUUCAACAUCUAUUUGAGCGUCGUAUUUAAUGCCUCAAUGUUGAUGCCUGCAAAUUUACUAUCCUUGGUCUUUAUGGAAAGAUGGAAUAGGAGAGGUUCAUUGUUUGUCUUUUGUAUAGUAAGUGGCAUAUUCAGCAUACUCUGUGUUGUUCUAGGCCGUGGUAGAGAAGGCAUACAGAUUGGGCUAGUACUAGCAUCUUUAUUUUGCUCAUGUUUUGCGUAUAAUGUGUGGCUGAUAUACACAACCGAGUUGUUUCCAACAAGUGUAAGGAGCUCGGCCACAUCGCUGGCUAGGCAAGCAGUUGUGCUUGGCACAGUGUUUGAUCCAUUAUUGACUUCAGCAGGGAGAAGAAAUGAGUUCCUAUCUUUUGGGAUUUUUGGAUUGGCAAUAUUUUUGUGUGGGUUCUUUCUAAUCUUUUUACCAGAGACAAAAGGUAAAUCUCUUUGUAACACCAUGGAUGAACAAGAGCAAAAAGAUAGCGUAAUCGUUUGA